AUGCCACCGAAAAAGAGAAGUCGCCUCGGCCGCCAUACUGCAGCAGCAGUGGCGCAAAAGGCGAUUAUUGCAAACGAGUCUUCCGACAAAAACGCUUUCAGACUUUCACAGAGCACCUUACGUUCAGCGCAAUCACGAGCUGCUGAAAAUUUACAACAGCGCAACGCAUGCCGAGCAAAAAUGGCUUCAUACGAUGCUGCUUCCAGGGCUUCAGAGGGUCCGGAAACAAGGUCGAAGCGCAUGGCCAUAAAGGCUUCUGCUGUUGCUGCACAAAGGGCUUCAGAGGACCCACAACAAAGGGCCACUCGACUGGCUACAAACGCUGCGGCUAAUGCUGCUUCAACAUUUUCGACACAUUCCCACGACUCAGACCAGCAACGUUCUAUAUUCCAGCGGAACAGUCGACGCCGCGAGGCUACCCGUGGUCUGACGAGUCCAAACAGCCCUUACUGGCAUCUACGGGCUUUCAAGUAUGAGCCCAACUUCAAUUACUCGAUGCACGCUGACAUAAAUAUUGGGGAAAUGUGCUUCAAUUGCCAAUUCUGCAAUGCUAAAAAGUGGGCUGGGGAACCACCUGCAAUGUGCUGCUUAAACGGUAAGGUCAGCUUGCCCCCUCUUCGGGAGCUGCCAGACCCUUUGAAGGAAUUACUUACUGGUUCCACCUCAAGGUCAUCAAAAUUCCUUCAACUCAUCAGGAAGUACAAUUGUGCAUUUCAGAUGACUUCUUUCAGGGCUAACGUUGUCAGAGAAACUGGUUGGAUGCCUACUUUCAAGGUCCAGGGCAAGGUGUACCAACUUAUUGGGUCACUCCAGCCACUACAAAAUUGCAAACCUUCGUUCCUUCAAAUUUAUUUCAUUACAAAUUACAAUAGGCAACUUGAUUUGCGUUUCGGCGUAAUUCCACAACCUGCAAACAUUGACGCUGACAAUUUCGACAGGGACGUGCUGCUCAGUCUGCAAAACAUGCUUCAUGACCACAACAGCUACAUUCGCAGUUUCAAAUACGCCUUGGAAACAGCCCCUUCACCAACAUUCACCAUUGUCAUCGAUGCUGACGAAAGGCCUUCUGGGGCGCACGCGCGCCGAUAUAACGCUCCUUCGUGCAAUGAAGUGGCCAUAGUUCUCCAUGGUGAACAGCACAAGCAGCGAGACAUAGUUCUUCAAAGCCGCGACAGUGGUCUUCAGCGUAUUAAUGAGACGCAUCGGUCAUAUGAUGCCCUGCAGUAUCCCCUUCUUUUUCCGUAUGGAGAAGCCGGGUACCAUUUCGGCAUUCCUCACCACAAACCAAACGAGCCCUCGGCUGCGACAUCUAAAACCGUUUCAUGUAUGGCUUUUUACUCAUACCACUUCAUGACAAGGCAUAAUGAUUUCAACCCCCUGCACAGAUCACGGGAACUGUUUCACCAGUUUGCAGUUGACAUGGCUGCAAAGAUGGAGUCCGAGAGACUGUGCUUCAUCAAACUGAAUCAGAAGCAGCUGCGCUCAGACUCCUACAUCCAUUUGCGUGAUGGCAUCAGGAAUGACACUGACGCCCGCAAUAUCGGCAAAAUGUGCAUUCUCCCCUCAACUUAUACAGGGGGCCCACGGUACAUGCACGAGCGAACACAAGACGCUAUGACUUACUUUCGGCAUUAUGGGCGACCCGAUUUAUUCAUUACCUUUACAUGUAACCCAAAGUGGGUUGGAGUAACGCGAGAACUUCUCCCAGGGCAGCAGUACUGUCAUCGCCAUGAUAUUAUUGCAAGGGUUUUCAGGCAGAAACUGGCUAUGCUCAUUCAUUUAAUAAAAAAGGGCAGGUUUUUGGGCCUGUUAACUGCCACAUUUAUACUGUUGAGUGGCAGAAAAGAGAGUUGCCACACGCGCACAUUUUGCUUUGGUUGGUCAACAAAAUAG
Octopus sinensis (East Asian common octopus) is the source of this 1893-nucleotide messenger RNA. RefSeq lists its product as uncharacterized. The transcript has a single exon. The record is from RefSeq and is a predicted model, not a curated record. The coding region runs from base 1 to 1893 and encodes 630 amino acids. Lineage: Eukaryota; Metazoa; Mollusca; Cephalopoda; Octopoda; Octopodidae.